GUGGCGCUACAAGACGUGGCGCGCGAGAACUCCAAAGUCCCAGAGUUGAGCUCCAACAAUGGCUUCCACGGUGACGCUGGAGAAGACGACCACCGUCCAGAGCGGCGGCGGCAUGGAUGCCGUGGCGCCCAGGACCAUGAGAUCUCCUCUCCUGAUGAAGGGGCGCAAGGUUGGCGACUGCGGCGGCGAGGACGCCACGGACAAGUGCUGCGGCCGGAGGUGCGAGCUCGUCAGCUACGACAAGCUCCCGGAGUUCCUCAAGCACAACGAGUUCAUCGUCGACUACUACCGCAGCGAGUGGCCGAUCAAGGAGGCGCUCCUCAGCGCCUUCUCCAUCCACAACGAGACCAUCAACGUCUGGACGCAUCUGAUUGGCUUCUUCGUCUUCCUCGCGUUCACCGCGUGCGCCGCCACGAUGGUGCCAUUGGAGUACGAGGCGUCUCACUCUCACCUGGCGACGUCCACGGGCCGCCUGCCCAACAUCACCGGCAACGCCUCAGUGGUGCUGAUGACGAGCUACUACAGCGCCGACGGAGCGGUGGCGGGCACAAUAGUGAAGGCGCUGCGCGACGCGUCCGUCGAAACCGAAGCCGCCGCCGCCGCCGCGCUGUCGGCACCGGGGCACCGCGUGGCGCGGUGGCCGUUCUACGCGUACCUGUGCGGCGCCAUGUUCUGCCUGCUGAUGAGCAGCGCGUGCCACCUGCUGGCGUGCCACUCGGAGCACGCCUGCUACGUGCUCCUCCGCCUGGACUACGCCGGCAUCACGGGGCUCAUCGUCACCUCCUUCUACCCGCUCGUCUACUACACCUUCCUGUGCGACCCCUUGGCGCAGGCGCUCUACCUCGGCUUCAUCACCGCCUCCGGCGCCGCCGCCGUGGCCGUCUCCCUGCUCCCGGUCUUCGAGCGGCCGGAGCUGCGGUGGGCGCGCGCGGGGCUGUUCGCGUGCAUGGGCAUGUCGGGGCUGGUGCCCAUCGUCCACAAGGUGCUCGUGUUCGGUGACCGCCCGGAGGCCGUGGUCACGACGGGGUACGAGAUGGCCAUGGGCGCCUGCAACCUGGCCGGCGUGGCGGUGUACGCCACCAGGGUGCCCGAGCGGUGGAUGCCCGGGCGGUUCGACCUCGCGGGGCACAGCCACCAGCUGUUCCACGUGCUCGUCAUCGCCGGCGCCUACGCGCACUACCUCGCCGGCCUGGUCUACCUCGGCUGGAGGGACAUGGAUGGGUGCUGAGGCUACUGAUGAGAGGGCGACGCGCGCAAGCUGUAGAAAUCUGACCGGAUUACUUCUCGCUUUGACUCGGCGUUGAUUGAUUUUCUUCCUUCGGUUUUCUUGUUGCAUUUUUGUUUUGCAGAAAGUGAACAUACAUGUACCAAUGCAAA
Molecule: messenger RNA, 1377 nt
Organism: Panicum virgatum (switchgrass)
Lineage: Eukaryota; Viridiplantae; Streptophyta; Magnoliopsida; Poales; Poaceae
Product: heptahelical transmembrane protein 4-like
Exons: 2
Coding region: 59-1228 (389 amino acids)
Cellular component (GO): membrane
Molecular function (GO): signaling receptor activity
Source: RefSeq, a predicted model, not a curated record